UGGAACCCUGGAGCAGUCCCGGCGCCAGCAGCUGCGAGGCCCCAAAAGUGCAUCCUGGGAAGAUGCGGUGCGGACCCCUGUGCCAGCUCCUGUGGCUGUGGCCCUGUCUGUUGUGUGUUCAAGCUGUGUCCAUCUGGAAAGUCCGGGAUGACACCAAAACCCUCAUCAAAACCAUCGUCACCAGGAUCAGUGACAUUUCACACACGCAUGCAGUCUCCUCCAAACAGAGGAUCACCGGUUUGGACUUCAUUCCUGCACUCCACCCGAACCUGAGCUUGUCCAAGAUGGACCAGACGCUGGUCCUCUACAAACACAUCCUCACCAGUCUGCCUUCCCGGAAUGUGGUCCAAAUUGCCAAUGACCUGGAGAACCUCCGGGACCUUCUGCACCUGCUAGCUGCCUCCCAAGACUGCCCCCCACCCCAGGCCAGUGAUCUGGAGAGCCUGAACAGUCUGGAAGGCAUCCUGGAAGCCUCCCUCUACUCCACAGAGGUGGUGGCCCUGAGCAGGCUGCAGGGAACUCUGCAUGAAAUGCUUCAGCAGCUGGACAUUGGCCCUGGGUGCUGAGGCCCUGCAGGCUGCUCGGCCCCAGGAGCCACGUCGAGGCAAGAGGCAUGCUUCUAGAUGUCUCUCAGAGAAGAGAACCUUGCAUGGACGUUGCUUCUCCAGGACUCUGGCCACUUCUCUUUUACUCCUCCAAGCCCUUCCAAAGGCCCAAGAUUCCAUUUUGCUUGAAAUCAAAGAUUCUUUGCUCACCA
This is a messenger RNA of Ochotona princeps (American pika), 757 nucleotides long. It is a transcript of the gene LEP, whose product is annotated as leptin. The record is from RefSeq and is a predicted model, not a curated record. Gene Ontology annotation, molecular function: hormone activity; peptide hormone receptor binding. The coding region runs from base 63 to 566 and encodes 167 amino acids. Gene Ontology annotation, biological process: positive regulation of phosphatidylinositol 3-kinase/protein kinase B signal transduction; energy reserve metabolic process; activation of protein kinase C activity. NCBI's taxonomy places the organism in Eukaryota, Metazoa, Chordata, Mammalia, Lagomorpha, Ochotonidae. Gene Ontology annotation, cellular component: extracellular region. The transcript has 3 exons.